AUGGCGCUGAGCAGAGUUCGCCUGUUCCAGCCCCACGGGGAGGGCACCCGGCUGCUGCCCCAGGCAUCCAGGCUGGUGGAGCUGCCCUACUCCUCCUUUGAUGACGAUGAUGACGACGACGACACGGCCGAGCAGGACCCCGGGGUGUGGUACCCCGACCCCCCCAAACUGAGCCCCUUCAGCCGCUGCGUGCGCUACCUGGCCUUCCUCUGGAACCUCCUCUUCCUCCUGCUGGGGCUGCUGACUCUUGCUGUGGGGGUCUGGGGGCUGCUGGCCAAGAACCCCCUGCCUGGGGGGGAGCGUGGGGUGCCCCUGGGCUCGGACCCCAUGCUGCUCUUCGUGCUGGCAGGGCUGGGGGCCAGCAUCGUGUCCCUGGCCGGCUGCCUGGGCUCCUUCUGCACCAGCCCCUGCCUGCUGCGCUUCUUCCUGGGUGCUGUGCUGGCGUUCGGGGGGCUGGAGGUGCUGGGGGGGCUCCUGCUGCUGCUGGCACGGCGGCAGCUGCGGGACGCGCUGCGGGACCUGCUGCUCCUCUGCCUCCUGCGCUACCAGGAGGACCCCGACCUGCAGUUCCUGGUGGAUGAGGUGCAGCGGAGCCUCCAGUGCUGUGGCCUCGAGUCCUAUCGUGACUGGGAGAGCAACCCGUACUUCAACUGCAGCGCCCCGGGCGCGCAGGCGUGCGGCGUGCCGGCCUCGUGCUGCCAGGACCCGCUGCAGGGCGGCUCCGUGCCCAACGCGCAGUGCGGGUUCGGGGUGCUGGGGCUGGGGGCGGCGGGCGGGGGCUGUGGGGCUGCGCUGGCCACGUGGCUGCAGCGCCAGGCCGGGGCCAUCGCCGCCGGUGCCGCCGCCCUGGUGCUGGUGGAGGCCGUGGGAGCGCUCCUGGUGCUGAGGGUGCUUGGGGAUAUCACGGCUGUGAGGGUGUGGGAGUGA
This is a messenger RNA of Prinia subflava (tawny-flanked prinia), 927 nucleotides long. RefSeq names its product tetraspanin 10 (gene TSPAN10). The record is from RefSeq and is a predicted model, not a curated record. Gene Ontology annotation, cellular component: plasma membrane. NCBI's taxonomy places the organism in Eukaryota, Metazoa, Chordata, Aves, Passeriformes, Cisticolidae.